Molecule: messenger RNA, 2210 nt
Organism: Sphaerulina musiva SO2202
Lineage: Eukaryota; Fungi; Ascomycota; Dothideomycetes; Mycosphaerellales; Mycosphaerellaceae
Product: NAD(P)-binding protein
Exons: 2
Coding region: 35-1015 (326 amino acids)
Source: RefSeq, a predicted model, not a curated record
AAAAAGUUUUCCAAAGUCACAAGAAAGAUCCACCAUGUCUCCUCCCCAACCAUCAUCCUUCCACCCGGCCCGCGACAUACCCGACCUCAGCGGCAAAGUCAUUCUCGUCACAGGAGGCAAUGCCGGAAUCGGAGCUAGCAUCGUCCACGCUCUGGCGGCGCACCAACCCUCCUGUAUCUAUCUCUGCGCUCGCACUCCCCGUAAAGCAGAGACGGUGAUUGCGAAUCUGCAACAGCAAUUUCCUCGAGCGAAAAUUCGGGCCUUGCAACUCGAUCUUAAUUCCUUUGAGAGUAUUCGGGCGUGUGCGAAGGCUUUUUUGGAUGAUGAUGGGAAUGGGAAUGGGCGUUUGGAUCAGUUGUAUUUGAAUGCUGGGAUUUCCGGGACGGCGCCCGGGUUGACGGAGGAAGGGUAUGAGAAUACUUUUGGCGUGAAUCAUAUGGGUCAUGCACUAUUGUGCCAACUGCUCAUGCCUAAACUCCUACAAACACAAAAGCUGCCAGAUGCAGAUGUGCGAAUUGUUGUCACGUCCUCGAGAGGUGGGCACAGUUUCAUUCCGAAGACCGGUCUGGUUCCAGAUCUCGAUACGAUGAAGACACUCGAGGCAUCCGGGAUGAACAGCAUCACCCGCUACGGGCACUCGAAACUGGCGAACAUACUGUUUGCGCGCAAACUCGCACAGGUCUAUCCCGGCAUCACCACCACAUCGUUCCAUCCGGGAACGGUGAAGAGUGAAAUCUGGGAGAAAGCCGAAGGGAUGAAGUGGAUCAUGUGGGCUCUCGCGCCUGUGGUGUGGUUGACAGGCGUCGAUUGUGAUAAAGGAGCUGAGCCGGGCCUGUGGUUGGGUACGGCGGAGAAGAGUCUGAUUGAGAAUGGGAGGUAUUAUGCGCAGGGGACGUUUGGGAAGCCCAAGGAUGAUAGUAAGUACGCUGUGGACCAGAAAUUGACCGAUGACUUGUGGCAAUGGACGAAUAAGGAGCUGGAAGCGCAUGGCGCUCCAGGAUGGCCAGAGGUAUAGAUUUUUGAUGUGUAUUUGGAGAGGCGGAUGAUUCCCAGGUAGAGUGCGAUUCACAGUAAGAAGAAGAAGAGUUUGUGGGUGCAAUCUGAUGCGCUUUAAUGCACUUUUGCAGUGGCUGUCUAAUGUUAGUCAAUUCCCCUGCGUAUGGAGACGCAUCGUCUCAGAGCGAUCGGGUUAGAAAUAGAAGAGCUUCCAGCGACGGGUCUUGUGCAGAUAUGGUCCAUCUCUUGCGAGAUAUCGAGCUACUCAUCUUGUAGGGAAACCACAUGCCUGGAGCUGUCUGGUCUAACGUUUCAAUGGAAAGACGAAAGCGGAAGUGGAAGUGGAGCUAACUAACGUAGGCAGAGCAGAGCUCGUUCACCAAAAUGAUGAACAAUGCUGCCUUCGUCACUCAGCAUAGUCCACAGCCAGCGUCGUCCCGCUUCGACUGUUGGCGCUCCAAACUUAACCACUGUGCAGCCUCGCACAGAUGCCACAGACCAUAGCACUUUGCUGGCAGUCUCCAUGCGUUGCCUUUUAAGUCGAUUGACGAUUACAGGAUCUGUCAUGCUCUCCUCAUCAUCACUGCCGCUGUCCCACUUCUGGCCGCCAAUCCUCGGCAACGCUUUGAACUCUCGUGCAAAAUGUUUGCCAAGAGCAGUGAACAUACUGCCAUAAACGACCAAGGUGCCGUAUACAGCGAGACCAUCCAUUCUGUGAGCCACACUAGUUUGUAGAGCUCGCUGAUCGAGCAUCAGGUUAUCUCGCAACAAGAGUCUGCGAUCUCCAGCUGGCUGACACAGGUAGACCUCAUUGCGACUGCCAUAUCGAAAGAACGACCAAUUUUCGCCAUUGGCUGGUCGACCAUUUGACACCCAAUCAAGAACACAGAGAUUUCCACGAGAAAGUCCAGGAUCAUCAGGAACAGUGAUGUUGUAGACCUGCUUCUGCUCAAAGCAGCUCUUCUCGAAUGGCUGAACUGGGUCGGGUAAAUAGCAGAGUGCUGCACCCGGCGCAAGAGUCACGGUCAUAGUCUGCCUGCUUACUACAUCACUGCUGAUGGACUUGAAGAGUUUGGUACUGCCUUGAGUGAGUAGCGUGAGGCGCGUGUGGGACUCCAGGAUGACAUCAAGGUCAAUGACAUCGCCGGCCACCAAGCCACCGCCGUAGGUGAGAAGGUAGACAGUAUGGAUCAGUUCGGCAGCUCCAUGAGCGA